AUGAGAGAUGAAAUUGAAAAUGUACAAUCAUCUUUGGAGAAAAUUUUAAAAGAUACACGACAAAUGAUACGUUCAAGAUAUACUUUACCGAUGAGAAAUUCACAAUCAUAUGGACCACGAAUGAAUCCUCAAUCAUAUAUUAAUCAACAAAUGACUAAUGAUUAUACUCAAUCAUUUUAUCGUUCUCAAGCAUUUCCAGAAAAUCCAUACAUGCCUCCAUCAAAUGGAACUAUACCUAAUUAUCCACAUUUAAUCCCAUCAUAUGGAUUUCAAUCAACAUAUCCAACUGGAAAUACUAGUCUUUCAUUAGGAUCAACUGUUUAUCAACAACAAUUUUUCCAAUCUUACUCAAUACUAGCAAAUUAUCCAGGACCACAAGGAUUACCACAAUUAUCACCAUAUGCAAUUCCUAAUUUACAACAACUAACACAACCAACUCAACAAUUACAAACUCAUCAGUCAACUGUACCAAUAUCUCAGCUUGCAAUACCACAAGCAAACCCAUAUGCACAACCAGUAUUUCCAGAAAAACGAAAAAAAACUCCAUUAACUAUUGUUGAUCCAGUAUCACAUAAAAAAGUUGAAGGUUCUACUAAACAAUCGACAUACACGUCAACGACAACAGCAAUAGCAUCAGAAUUAUCUCCACACGUACCACCUGAAACAUGUUCAACAGAAUCGACAACUACAGAUUCAAUUAUAUUAAAUUCAAAAUUGACAAUUGAUAAAAGUAAAACACAAUCUCAAGUUGAUUUUCGACGACAAAUUGCCGAUUCUUCCAAUGUUCAAACAGAUAAUUUUUAUGGUGAUUCAAUACAUGAAGAAAUUAAUUCAAAUCAAUCAGAAUCUGAAUCUAUAUUAUUAGACUGUGUUACAAAACCAACAACAACGAUAAUAAAUCAUGAUAAAUCUCAAGCAACACCAAAACAACGUUUACGAUACGAUCGUCAUGAAGUUUUCCGUAUUCGUGAUAGUUCAGGACCAUUUGCAAUUCCACUUAAUCUUCCUGAUCUUAAUAUUGUUCUUAGUCGACGUGAUAAUAAUAAUCCACAUUAUUCCUAUAGAAAUCAGAGAUCCAAUACUCGCCCAGUUUUCCUGCCUCGCCUCGCGCAUUCUUCGUACUGA
Messenger RNA from Rotaria sordida, 1125 nucleotides. Lineage: Eukaryota; Metazoa; Rotifera; Eurotatoria; Philodinida; Philodinidae. The record is from the annotation of a GenBank genome assembly.